AUGGAACACGCAACAGACAGUGGCUCCAAGCAGCCAGAGCUGCCGUUGGACGGCAACGCGAAACCCCAACAGCAUGACGGUGCCGAGUCUGUGAUCUCAGAGGUCUCCCUCAACAGCAGCAGUAGCAGCGGUAGCAGCAGUCGGAGUGGAGAGAAACAGAACCAGGCAGCGUCAAGGCCUCGGCCCAUGUCGCGGGCGAGAUCACUUCUGGCACGAUCUCUGUCACGCACGCAAUCACAGCCCCAGCAGCCACAAGCCGACCUAGCGCCGGUGACGAGAACGGUAUCGGAGGUCAGGGGCGACAUCUACUAUGAACGGGACGUGGAGAUCGGUGAGAUCGAACGGGAGCGGGCGGCAGAACAGGACGGCGGCACUGGGGAAAAGGGGCCCUUUGCAUCAGCAUCAGCGGCAGAUGGGCCAGACGGACUGCCAGAUCCCAACCUGGUGCGGUGGGAUGGACCAGACGACCCGGAGAACCCAAAGAACUGGCGGAUGAAGAGGAAAUGGGCGUGCGUGUUCGUCGUGAGCUUGUACGGGUUCCUGACGCCAGUGGCAUCCAACAUGAUCGCGCCAGCACUGCCGGCCAUCGCAAAAGAGCUGGACAUUCACGGAUCGACGGAGCAGCUGAUGACGCUGUCGGUGUUUGUGCUGGCAUACGCCUUCGGACCGCUGUUCUUGGGCCCGCUGAGCGAGGUGUACGGACGGGUGGGCGUGCUGCAGGUGGCCAACGUGAUCUUCAUCCUGUUCAACCUGGGCUGCGGGCUGGCGCAAACGCGGGGACAGAUGAUGGCGCUGCGCUUCCUGGCUGGACUGAGCGGAUCGGCGCCGUUGGCUCUGGGCGGCGGACUGCUGAGCGACCUGUUCACGGCCGAGCAGCGCGGCGUCGCCAUGUCGAUGUACUCGCUGGCACCACUGCUGGGGCCGUCGGUGGGCCCGAUCAUGGGGGCGUUUAUCGCGCAGCAGACGUCGUGGCGCUGGGUGUUCUACGCCACGACGAUGGGAUCGGCCGCGGUGCAAUGCGUCGGCAUGGUGCUGGUGCGCGAGACAUAUGCGCCGGUGCUGCUGGCACGCAGGCGGGCCCGGCUGACGCGCGAGACCGGAAACACGGCGCUGUACACAGUGGCCGAACGUGAGCGCGAGGCCGGCGGGCUGGCCCACACGCUCAGCAUCGCUCUACGACGGCCCUUUGUGCUGCUGGGCUCGCAGAUCAUCGUACAGGUGCUGGCGCUCUACGUCAUGUAUCUCUACGGGCUCAUGUACCUGAUGCUGUCGACCUUUCCGACGCUCUGGCGCGAGGUGUACCACCAGCCGCUUGGCCUGGCCGGGCUCAACUACAUUGCCUCCGGGCUCGGCUUCACCCUGGGAACUCAGCUGCUGGCGAGGUUGCAGGAUCGCAUUUACGUCGCGCUCAAGCGCCACUACGGCGUCGCUGUCGGCCGGCCGGAGUUUCGCGUCCCCAUCAUGGUGCCUGGCGCCGUCCUUGUGCCUGUAGGCCUGCUGAUCUAUGGAUGGUGCGCCGAGUACCACACUCACUGGAUCGGACCUGAUAUUGGCAUCGCCGUCAUGUGCACCGGUCUCAUUGCCGGCUUCCAGUGUAUCCAGGGCUACCUCGUCGACACAUACUCGCGCUAUGCGGCCAGCGCCGUCAGUGCCACCACCUUUAUGCGCUCGCUCGCUGGCUUCGGCUUUCCCCUCUUCGCCCCCGACCUCAUCCACAAGCUGGGUUAUGGCCGGGGCAACACCGUACUGGCUGGCAUUGGCAUCGCUGUCGGCUGGCCCGCCCCUUUUCUGCUGUGGAAGUAUGGCGAGCUUUUGCGCAAGAAGAGUCCGUAUGCGGCAGGCUGA
Molecule: messenger RNA, 1845 nt
Organism: Grosmannia clavigera kw1407
Lineage: Eukaryota; Fungi; Ascomycota; Sordariomycetes; Ophiostomatales; Ophiostomataceae
Product: major facilitator superfamily transporter multidrug resistance
Exons: 1
Coding region: 1-1845 (614 amino acids)
Biological process (GO): transmembrane transport
Molecular function (GO): transmembrane transporter activity
Source: RefSeq, a predicted model, not a curated record